AUCAUCAUCGAGAUUUCAUGAAACAUUCGAAUGAUGAUACAUUCGAUUCGAAUAUUCGAAAUUCAUAUUCGAAUAAUAAACAGAAUCGAAUCGAAACGCCAUCUACCAAAAGAAUAGUCAAACAAAAUGAGCUUUCACCCGAUAAUGGUAGCUAUUUUAUACAGCAACCGAAACCAAACCAACAACAAUUAUUAUUACCAAUUUCAUCGAUCAAUAAUAAUCACUCAACAACAACAACAAUAGCAACAGCAAAAAACUUGAAUUUGAUUAGACGUUGUCAAGAAGAAGAAGAAGAAAAAAUUUUCAACAACAACAACAACGCCGCUAUUGGUAUAAAUAAGAAACAACAACAGCGACAGCAACGAACGAGUAAAGAAAAGCUUAAUAAUAAUUAUAAAUCAUUUUCAACAUCACAGAUUUAUAAUUCCAAAUUAUUUGAUUGUUCAACAAAACCAUUAUCAACGAAACCAUUAUUUGGUAGUGUUUAUCAUAAUCGUAAAAAGUGGCCAUAUAAUCAACAGAAUCAAAGUUUUUCAAUAAUACCAAUCAUGUCGGAUGACAAACAACAACAACAACAGAAUGGACAACAUCAUGAGAGUUCACAGAAUCGUAUACUAAUCAAAAAUGGUCGUUUGGUUAAUGAUGAUGCUAUUUUUAAGGCUGAUAUCUAUGUUGAAGAUGGAAUUAUCAAAGAUAUUGGUCCACAUUUGAUUGUACCGGGUGGUGUACGAACAAUCGAUGCAAAUGGUUAUUAUAUAUUACCGGGCGGUAUUGAUACACAUACACAUAUGAAUGCAACAUUUAUGGGUGCAACAACAGCAGAUGAUUUUUAUAGUGGAACACGUGCUGCAUUAGCUGGUGGUACAACAACCAUAAUGGAUUUUGUUAUGACACAACGUGGUCAUAGUUUAAUUGAAACAUUUAAACGUUAUCGAUCACAAUCGGAUGGUAUUGCAUGUUGUGAUUAUACAUUUCGUGUUAUUGUUCCGGAAUUCGUAAAAGGCAAAACUGAUGUUGAAAUGGAAACAUUGGUUAAAGAAUAUGGUGUGAAUAGUUUUAAAGUAUUUAUGGCAUAUAAAGAUUCAUUAAUGUUACGUGAUGACGAUUUGAUGAAUGUUUUGAUAAAAUGUCGACAACUUGGUGCAUUACCUUGUAUUCAUGCUGAAAAUGGUGACAUUAUUGAAUAUAAUAUUCGUAAAUUGAAAAGUUUGGGUAUUACCGGUCCGGAAGGACAUAUACAAAGUCGUCCAGAAGAAGUUGAAGCUGAAGCUGUUCAUCGUAUAACAACAUUGGCCAAUCAAGUUAAUUGUCCAGUUUAUAUUGUUCAUGUUAAUAGUAAAUCUGCUGCGGAUGCUGUAGCUGAUGCACGAAAACGUGGUUGCAUUGUAUAUGGUGAACCAAUUGCUGCUGGUCUAGGAACGGAUGGUACACAUUAUUUUAAUAAAUGUUGGCAACAUGCUGCUGGUCAUAUUAUGUCACCACCACUUCGACCAGAUAGAUCAACACCUGAAUAUUUGAUCAAUAUGUUAGCAUCGGGACAAUUACAAGUAACCGGAUCGGAUCAUUGUGUUUUUAAACUUGCUGAUAAAGCUAAAGGAAUGAAAGAUUUUUCAUUAAUUCCAAACGGUGUAAAUGGUGUUGAAGAACGUAUGAUGAUUUUAUGGGAAAAUGGUGUACGACCGGGAAAAUUAGAUCCAAGACAAUUUGUUGCUGUGACCAGUACAAAUGCAGCUAAAAUUUUUAAUCUUUAUCCACGAAAAGGACGAUUGGCAAAAGGUUCGGAUGCAGAUAUUGUUAUCUGGGGACCAAAACCACAAGUUAUUCGUGCCGAAAAUCAUCAUUCAAAUGGUGAUUUUAAUAUUUUCGAAGGUACACAAGUUUCAUUUGGUCCAUUGGUUGUUAUCAGUAAUGGUCGUGUUGUAUUGGAUGAAAAUGGAUUACAUGUUGUACAAGGUAGUGGACGAUUUAUACCUUGUGCACCAAAUUCAAGUUUUCUAUGGCAUUCUAUUCGUGAACGUGAACGAAUAAUGCCUAUUCGUAUUGAUCGAGAUGGUAAAGAUGUUGUUGAUCAUCAGCAACAACAACAACCAAAUCAACAACAACAACAAUCAAAUCAACAGCCACAAUCAACUACAGUUCCUCGAACACCACCAACAAAUAAUGUUGCUGUUGCUCAAAAUGGAAAUCAAUCAUCAAUGAUGCCACCACCACCAGCACCACCAUUAACACCACAAAUGAUGUCAAAUGAACAAUCACCAAUAUACAUGAAAGAAAAUAUUGGUGGAGGACCAAAUACGCCAAAUUUUUAUAAAGGUACUACACGUUCAGGUGUUCGUAAUCUACAGGAUUCAUCAUUCAAUUUAAGCGGUGCCCAGAUUGAUGAUGAUAAAAUCAGUAAAACUGCCAUUCGUGUACAAAAUCCACCGGGUGGUCGAUCAAGUGGAAUCUGGUAAUAGAAAUCAAAAAUAUGCAAAACAACGGAGAAAGAUGAAAUUCAACAACGAAAAAAAUUAUUAUCCAGCAGCAUUUAAAAAUUGUAUUAAGUAAACACUAAACAAACAACUGA
Messenger RNA from Dermatophagoides pteronyssinus (European house dust mite), 2566 nucleotides. RefSeq names its product Collapsin Response Mediator Protein (gene CRMP). Gene Ontology annotation, cellular component: cytosol; cytoplasm. NCBI's taxonomy places the organism in Eukaryota, Metazoa, Arthropoda, Arachnida, Sarcoptiformes, Pyroglyphidae. The record is from RefSeq and is a predicted model, not a curated record. Gene Ontology annotation, biological process: pyrimidine nucleobase catabolic process. Gene Ontology annotation, molecular function: dihydropyrimidinase activity.